This is a messenger RNA of Linum trigynum, 4702 nucleotides long. The record is from the annotation of a GenBank genome assembly. Lineage: Eukaryota; Viridiplantae; Streptophyta; Magnoliopsida; Malpighiales; Linaceae.
GAAUUGUGGAUUUUUACGGUUUGCACAGGUUGAACCCUAGUGCUGUGACUCACUCCUACUGUCACUCUAGAAAUUGGCCAAGUGUAACCACUUCCUAAAACGUAGCAUAGCGGGUUUGGGUUUUAAUGUCAACCCGGGUCCUAGAUUUGAUGACUAAUCGGUGAAUUCUUGUUAUCUAGCAGUGAAACUUUAGUGCAAGUCCAAAUUAACAAACAAACAAAGCAAGUUAAACGGUUGUUUUCAAGUCGAGAGAGGUCACCCGGAUAUAGUUCCCCCUAGACUGCAGUUAAGCCGGAUUGCAAUUUACCAAGUUCAGUUUCCAUGAAAGUUAUACUGCGGAAGGUUCUUAAACAGUCUGAAGUCUCGACUAAAGGUCUCCAGACCCUUUCAAUCUGAGUCUCAUGCGGGCGACUAACCUCCACCGGAGUAAACAGAUUGAGGCCCUAACGAACCAAACCUCCACUACCGAAUUGAAUUCGGUACAGAAUAGCGAAUUGGCUCCUCGACUAAAGUCACCAAUUCUCCACCUUCAAUUAAGGGUGCUUUAUCAACCUAGGCAGAUAUUCUCAUUCUAGGUUAAAGCUGAAACAACAGGAAUUUGAUCAGGAUUCAUGCCAUUCAAUCAUUCAAACCUCAAUUGAAUAUAAUCAAAACAUAGAAUCUGUACUUGGGUUCAUACAAUCAGACCAAACAUACAAAUCUAGGGUUCUCCAUACCCAGAUGAAUGGGAGAACUACUCCAUGGAGAAAGAAGCAAAAGCAGAUUCAGAUGCGGAAACCAUACUGUGAAGGAUGGAAUUCUGCUCCUGGGCGUCGAUCGUCACUUCUCCAAGCUCAAGCCGGGCUCCAAUGGUGAUGAAGAUCAAGCUAGGGCACUUGGGAACUCUUGUUCGUCGCUUUCUCUCUCUAGGAAUCGCUCUGUCUCUCUAAAACUCGAAUCCCCUUGAUUUUGCCCUUCUUUCCCCUUAAAAGGCUGGCUGUCGAAAUACCCGGUCGGGUAUUUUGGGUCUCGACCGGGUAUAAUUAAAACGCGCGUUUUGAUGUCAGUGGAAAAUCCCCGGUCUGUCCCAAGAAUCCACGACCGGGGGUUUUUGCCUCCUGCUCGGGCCCCCUUCUGUUUCUCACGGACGCCCAAAGCCAAAAAUCCCCGGUCAUGGCCAGAUAAUACCCGGUCGGGUAUUUGAGCCCAUGAUCGGGUAUUUUCCUCCUGCAGCACACUUCGACCCAACUUCGUUCCUUUCGACCCAAAACUCGUUUCUUUGCCUCGAUUCCAACGCCGGGCCCUGAAAUAUGACAUAAACACACAACCUCGCGUGAAAUCGGCUUAAAACACGAGAGUCAACCUCUCAAACGGCUCAAGAAUAGGGGUAAAACAGGUGUAAUUAUUGGUCUAUCAAACUCCCCCACACUUAACCGUUUGCUUGUCCCCAAGCAAACCUAACUAAAACCAAUGCAACUCUCCAGACCUCUAUAGCACCCAACAACUCCGAUCAUAGGUAGAGGAUUUCCUUGAUCAUUUAGCAACUUACGAGGUCAACCGACGCACAAGUCAUCUCAUAGCUUCUUCGGCGAGAGCGCUAGUCUCGAGUCGGCAUCAUGGCAAAUAGUGAACAGAGGACAAAUGAAUCGUGGACGAACGGACUCUCAAAAACAAAGGAUCAUGGACUCACCUUUUUAAGGUGCUCUAUUUUCUUCUUGAAGAUGGUUGGAACCCCCCUUUUUUUUUUUUUGCUUGUUUUUCUGUUUUUUUUCCUUUUUCUUUCAAGGGUCCCAACCUGCUUUUCAAAAAUGGGGGCUCCCACCUAGCAGAGGUUUUGAGGGAGCCCGGCUCUUACCGGCCAUGCCAGGAGCGGAUGUCUCGAGCCUCGUGCGGGGGAAAGACAUGUAAGGGGGCUGGAGGUAGUAGGUGGAAAUUGGGAACGGAUUCCCGUCUCCCCUUACACACUUUCGCCCUAUUCGCACGGGAGACGUUAUUUUAAAGCACAUUUUUCGAGCACCUUUUAUUUCAAAAACAUGAUACAGGAGUCAAUGCCAGGUAGAGAGUCCACAACACCACACAAUUCAAGGGUCCUAAGAUCACUAAUUCACACAAUCAACCAACACAAUAUGAAGAAGAAAGGAGACUUCUUAAAUGCAUCAACAUCCUCCAUAGUAUACACUACCUCCCUAGGUUGCACAUUACUAAAGAGACUGUCAAUUCAAAGCAUACUGAGCAGGCAAUUGCAAGGAACACGUACUUGGAGCCCUCAAAUUUAAAAAUUUGGACAGUGGACUAGGCUCCAAGCACACAAACAGAUCUAACGCAGUCAAAAGAUAAACAUCCCCCCACACUUAAGAUCGACAUUGCCCUCAAUGGAGAAGAGGGAAGGAAAAGAGGAACGAUGUUACCGGUGUGCACGGAUUGUAGGAGACUGGAAGUGGAACAGUCGGAAUGAAGCGGACUGGAGAGAGGACCAGUCAGGCAUAAGCACAGCUAAAGGAAACCAAAGAGCUCAAACACAAUACGUUAGGUCCAAUGGUCAGCCCAAUAGUACAACAUCCAAAAUAAAAAGUGAGAAACUAAACCGACACAAGACAGUUUGCACGCUGACAAAAACAAAAACACUCAAAACAUGCCACUAGGGGCCUCCUAGACCGGUGAAGUCGAUCUGGUUCAUGAGGUCGUCGUCUCCAUCCUCCGGUGGUGGUGGUGGCGAAUGAUCCCACCAGGUGGUCCAGUGGUGCUCCUCUGGGGGGGGGGGGGGUGACAAGUCUGGAGCAGGUGCUCCGAGUACUCCAUCAAUCGGCGGCCUCGAUCUCUCUCCCGCUCGAUGAGAGCACCCGUGACUCCCAUAUGGGUCUCUAAGCGGCCGAGGCGCUCGUCAACAACCGUCCGUCUGGACUGGUACUCGGCCUGGUGGGCCGAAUACUGCUGGUAGAACUGGACCUGAUGGUCCAUGAGGUGCUGGUUCUGAAGACGAAGCUCCUAGAACUGGAGCCCCAUCUGCUGGAACUGCUCCGUGAAGAAGUCUAUCGACGGGCCAGAAGCCAUCGACGGACCAGAAGGACCGGAGGAGGACUCACCUCUCCCUGGUCUCCGUCGUGGCUGAAGGUCCCCUGGUGGAGAGAGCGGGGGCUCCAGCUCAUCGGCAUCCAUGGCCCCGCCAUCAUCAUCAUCAUCAUCCACAUCCUCCUCCUCGCCGGAGUAGUCAGUGUCCUCCUCGUCUUCCUCGAGAUCCACAGCCUCCUCAGGAGGCAUGGAAAGCCCAUCUACCCAGGUACGGGUGCCAUCAGUGGCCAGGAGGAGUGCAUUGUGGAGCACCUCCCGGCUGAGGGCGGUGGAGCCGCCCCGUGCAGAAGAGUCAUGAAGUUCCUGGAAGCUGAUGUCGAAAUGGCGCGCCAAACGGGUGAUCAGGGGACCACAGUAGAGGUGGUUGGGUUUCCCGUGGCACCGGGAGAAGGUGGUGGCCACGAAAGAACCCAAGUAGAGCAUGUGCUCCGGGUACCCCAUCGAGUACAUGGCAUACAGCACCCGCUUCGGAAUCUUAUGCGAGCCGGUGACGUUGGGGACGAUGGAGCGAGUGAUGAGCAGGUUCAGGAUGUGCCACUGUGGCUUGAGGGUGCGGACAAAUGUCUGGCCAGCAUCGAAGUAGUCAUACCUAUAGGCGCGCCUGGCUAUCCGGCGAUAGAACUCGUCCUGGUUCCAGUCGGUCGGGUGCGGGAUCUCGACCUCGUGGCGGUCGAACAGGUGGUACUCGAUCCCCAAGGCUUAGGCCAACCCAUCAAUGGUCAGCUCCCGGGGGUGGCCACCCAGCCUGAAUGUCACUGCAUACGAAUCCCGGGGCGCUCUGCUGUCGUACUUGAAAGUGGUGUAGAACUCCCACACCAGCUCAGUGUAGGUGGGCUCCUCGAUAGUCAGCAGCGUUCGCUAAUCGCGGUGGCUGAUGGCAGCGGUGAGCUUCUGUAUGCAGUGGAGCUGCUCGAACACUGCCCACUCCAGAUGGUGGUGGCGCGCCAAUUUCCCCCAAGUCAUCGCGCAGAACUGGUCCGCGUAUUCAGGGUGCUGGCGCAGGUUCUGCACAAAUGGAUGGUCGAGGGACAUGCUCCUGCAAAAGCAACAAACCAAAGGUGGAGCCAAGAAAAAACUUGUCAGGACCAACAGCAUGGGUUCAUCACUUCCCCCACACUUAAGGACCACCUAGGCCAACAGUUCUAAGCACAGCCGGUUGAAUAGCAAGCAACUCAGCCGGAAUCAAGGCAAGAAACACAGAACCAACCACAUUAAUUACACGGGAAGCACAUACACCAUAGAUAGAACCAUGCAUACUUAAAGCAUCCCUCAACCUAUUCUAAAUCAUGCAGGCAAUUACAGUUCUCGGUCCUACAGUCUACAGUUCGAUUUUUCAGUAAAAGAGCAGUUAACAAGAAACACACCUGAAAACGCAAGUAGAACUGUAGCUAAGGCUAAAAAAACGGGUGAGGGACGCGAGACGGAGGCCAAAAAUGACCCGGGAGGCUCGCCGGAAAAUGGCCGGAAGGUCGCCAGAAAACGACCGGCGGCGGCGGCGGCCGGGCGGCGGCGAGGGCGGCGGAGCGCGGCUGCCGGCGGCACUCAAGAAGAGAGAGGGGAGAGGAUUUGAGAGGAAGAGAGAGGGGAACAUUUUGAAAAAUGAGGGUAGAGAGAGAAACUGACCAGGGGUUUGCUAUAAAUAGCAAAAAUCCCC